Molecule: messenger RNA, 1098 nt
Organism: Prunus armeniaca (apricot)
Lineage: Eukaryota; Viridiplantae; Streptophyta; Magnoliopsida; Rosales; Rosaceae
Source: the annotation of a GenBank genome assembly
AUGGCUACGCUCCAGAGCUGUAGUGUGUGCUUGAGAGAGUCUGCUCUCCAGCUUCCGCGUCACCAUUUUACGGAUAACUACAGGAGUAGGACUGCAAAAUGGAAGUGUCCGCGAGCAGCUGUAAUCCCUAAUUUUCAUCUUCCAAUGCGUAGUUUUGAAGUGAAAAACAGGACAUCAGUGGACGAUAUAAAGUCACUUAGAUUGAUAACAGCCAUCAAAACCCCAUAUCUACCAGACGGCAGAUUUGACCUUGAAGCAUAUGAUGCUUUGGUUAAUAUGCAGAUUGAAAAUGGAGCCGAAGGUGUGAUUGUUGGUGGCACAACUGGUGAAGGCCAAUUGAUGAGCUGGGAUGAACACAUAAUGCUCAUUGGCCACACAAUCAACUGUUAUGGAGGAUCAAUUAAGGUAAUAGGGAACACUGGAAGCAAUUCUACUAGAGAAGCAAUUCAUGCUACUGAACAGGGUUUUGCUGUUGGAAUGCAUGCUGCCCUUCACAUCAAUCCUUAUUAUGGAAAAACCUCCUUGGAGGGAUUGGUUUCGCACCUUGAUAGUGUCAUGUCAAUGGGACCCACUAUUGUAUACAAUGUGCCGUCACGAACUGGCCAAGAUAUCCCCCCACGUGUGAUUCACAGGUUGGCUCAGAGCUCUAACUUCGCAGGUAUCAAGGAGUGUGUUGGAAAUGAUCGUGUUGAUCAGUAUACCGACAAGGGAAUUGUGGUUUGGAGUGGGAAUGAUGAUGAGUGCCAUGAUUCUAGGUGGAACCAUGGAGCUACUGGAGUUAUAUCUGUUACUAGUAAUCUGGUUCCAGGUUUAAUGCGAGAAUUGAUGUUUGGGGGGAAGAACCCUUCUCUUAAUGCAAAGAUAAUGCCUCUGGUUGAGUGGCUUUUCCAAGAGCCAAACCCCAUUGGCUUAAACACAGCACUUGCCCAACUUGGUGUUGUGAGGCCCGUCUUCAGGCUGCCAUAUGUACCUCUUCCUCUGGCAAAGAGGGUAGAAUUUGUGAAUUUGGUUAAGCAAAUUGGGCGGGAGAAUUUUGUUGGAGAAAAGGAUGUGAAAGUUCUCGAUGACGAUGAUUUCGUCUUAGUGAGUCGGUAUUAG